This is a messenger RNA of Mucor velutinosus, 2037 nucleotides long. RefSeq lists its product as uncharacterized. The record is from RefSeq and is a predicted model, not a curated record. Gene Ontology annotation, molecular function: alpha-1,2-mannosyltransferase activity. Lineage: Eukaryota; Fungi; Mucoromycota; Mucoromycetes; Mucorales; Mucoraceae. Gene Ontology annotation, cellular component: endoplasmic reticulum membrane. The transcript has 4 exons. Gene Ontology annotation, biological process: protein N-linked glycosylation. Bases 1 to 2037 code for a protein of 678 amino acids.
AUGGCGUCUUCUUCUGAAUUACGUUCACGUUCGACAAACAACAAAAAGAACAAGAAGCAAGCACCUCCCGCUGCUAGUACUGGUACUGGUGCUCCCAAUCCUGCCACUGGUUCGGAUCUCAAUUCUGUCAAAGCUGCUCAAGCUUUACUGAGUGAGCAAGGCACAGUCUCGUUGAGUCUUGUCUCUGCCUUCAGAAUUUUGUUCAUCAUCCGUUGUUGCUCAGCAUUAUACCGCAUUAUUGAUGAUUGCGAUGAGGUUUACAACUACUGGGAACCUACUCAUUAUUUAUUACAAGGUUAUGGUCGUGAAACUUGGGAGUACUCGACUGAUUACAAAAUCAGAAGUUGGGCUUUCAUCUUUGUCAAUGCUGUUGUGGGAUUCGCUACUAAGCUUUUGACUUCGACAAAGCUCCAAACAUUUUAUCUUAUUCGCCUCUUCCUUGCUGCUGUAUCCUCCUAUGUCGAAGCUAGAUUUUAUCGCACAGUUACCGAAGAAAUCAACCCUCACGUCGGUCGCUACGUAUACGCUAUUUUGUUUUUCGGUGCUGGCAUGUUUAAUGCCUCUACUGCAUAUUUACCCUCCACUUUUGCCAUGUACUGUGUAUUCAUGGCAUUCUCAUAUGCCUUGAGACCAGUGUCUGACAUUGACUUGAGACGUACUUACAAGGUGGUUUUCUGGAUUGGUUUGGGUGCCUUAGGUGGUUGGCCAUUUGCUGCUCUCAUUGGUGUUCCAUUUGCCGCUGAAGAGGUUCUCAUCUAUGGUCGUGAUACUAUGAUUAGAGAAGGUGGCACAGUGGUUCGCUCGGUUGCUGGUAAGAAUUGGCGUGUCAGACGCAUCAUUCGUUUGAUUGAAGCCACUGUCAUUUGUGGUGGAGGCUUGUCAUUCAUUCUUAUGUUAAUGGACCAAAUGUUCUAUCGCAAAUACACCAUCGUUGCUUGGAAUAUCAUCAAAUACAAUGUCUUGUCAAAUGCCGAAGGACGUGGACCAGAAUUGUAUGGUGUGGAGCCUUGGUACUAUUACAUUGUGAACGGUAUCUUGAACUUCAAUAUUGUGUUUAUUCUGGCUUUGGGCUCUGCUGUGUGUGUUCUCAUUACCGCUUUCAUUGAUCGUAAUCGCAUUCCUGGUACCACCAGAAUGGAUCAAGUUUGGCCAUACAUUCAAUUGGGCUUAAAGUUGGUUCCUUUCUACCUCUGGUUCACUGUAUUCUCUUUGCAAGCACACAAGGAAGAACGUUUCAUGUAUGUUGCCUAUCCUUUGGUCGCAUUGAAUGCUGCCAUCUCCAUCUUCUUGAUCCGUUCUUGGGCUAGUCGUUUUGCCGGCUUCUUGGGCGCUGAUGUCAAUACUCGUGUCAUUGUCCUGCGUUACACUUCUUUGGUUAUCUUGUUUGUCUACGGUAUUUUAUCCAUCUCUCGUAUCACUGCUCUUCUCACUCGCUAUCGUGCACCUUUCCAAGUUUACACUUCCCUUUGGAAGGAGCAAGCACCGGAUCAACUCGUCAAUCGCAACUAUAUUCAAGAAGAUUUCCCUGAUAAUGUCGAUCUCAAACUGAAAAACGUCUGCGUUGGCAAAGAAUGGUAUCGAUUCCCAUCGCAAUUCUUUUUACCUAGUGACACUCGCCUCCAAUUCCUCAAGACAAACUUUGAAGGACAGUUGCCUCAAGAAUUUGAGGAGGAUUUGGGUGUUGGAUCAUAUGAAGUGGAUGGACAAGAGCAAUAUUACAGAAAGCGUAUUUAUGGUUGGUAUGGUGCUCGUCAGGCACCAGAGGGUUUCAAUGAUUUGAACAAGGAGAACCCAAGUGUGUAUGUCAAGCCUGAAGAGUGCGAUUAUUUAGUCGAUGUGGACUUUCCUCUUCGCCCUUCCUCUCCUCUUGAGCCUCGUUAUAUCCAAGAUAUUGAGCAUUGGGAAGUGGUGGAGUGUUUCCCUUUCUUGGAUGCUGAUAACUCCAAUCGCUUGUCACGAGCAUUCUGGGUUCCUGGCUCUCCUGGUUUAGAAUGGGGAGAUUAUUGUAUGCUGAAGCGUAAAUCUACUGCUAAAUAG